This is a messenger RNA of Puntigrus tetrazona (Sumatra barb), 2922 nucleotides long. RefSeq names its product tetratricopeptide repeat protein 16. The transcript has 13 exons. The record is from RefSeq and is a predicted model, not a curated record. Gene Ontology annotation, molecular function: protein binding. NCBI's taxonomy places the organism in Eukaryota, Metazoa, Chordata, Actinopteri, Cypriniformes, Cyprinidae. Bases 122 to 1909 code for a protein of 595 amino acids.
UUUCGAGUUCUGCACUAUUUGUUGAUUUGUUUUGGUCCUGAAAAACAAACACGAGGACUCUGGAAGUUUAAAAUUUGCUUUCAAGUGCUUAAACUUUUACUUAUGCAUCUCGGUCGUCAACAUGAAUCCCGUUGGCUGUGCCGAGAAAAAGAAACCGGAUAUGUAUGGUGAGCGAAUAAUGAAAGAGAAGGCCGAGAAACAUUAUGAAGAAGGGCUUGGAGCCAUGUCGCAGUCUCACUUUGACAAGGCUGUGUCCUGUUUCUCAAAGGCCAUUCUACUCCUGCCAUAUCAGACUGAGUUUUAUGUCCAGCGAGCUGAAGCAUAUCUUCAGCUGUGUGACUUUCAGUCUGCAGCGCUAGAAUAUAAACACGCCUGCAGUCUGGAUCCCCAAACUGUGGCCUACCCUCAAAAGCUCGCCUUCAUCUACUACCUGCAGGGCCAGUGUUGUUUUGAUUUAGGCAAGUUUCUGGAGGCUCUGGAGUCUUUCACAAAAGCUGCAGAACUCAAACCAACCUUCCGACCAUAUCACAUGAGAAGUUUGGCUUGUCUGUCCGCUCUUGGCCGUUACUCUGACUGUCUUCGUUUGGUGAAUAAUUGGCUGGAGACGGAUGGUCAGGCAGCAGACCUCUUCACCCUGAGAGCUCGGCUUUACCACCGGCUCAACCAGAUGACGUUGUGCCAUCAUGACUUGAGGUCAGCACUCAGGCUCAAACCGUGCUGUCCAGAAGCACAGGCGCUGCUGAAGAGGCUUGAGGAGACAGCAGAGGAUUCCCAUCAGGCAGCUGUUGAUAAGGCACUGAAGGGAAAGCUUUCAGAUGCACUGGGGAAAAUAAACACCGCUCUGGAAUAUAACCCCAAUAAAGCACGGUACUACCUCUUUAGGGGGGUUCUGUAUCGGCGCCUGAAAGACUUCACUGCUGCCAUUGAGGACCUGAUUCUUGCUGUUGAGUUCUGUGGGGUCGAAGAAGAUCCUCCUCGAGGAGGCAUGCAGGACAGUUCAGAGGAUUUAGAGGAAGACGCUCAGACCCAGCUCGUACUCACAUACAAUGAUUUUGCCAUUCAGUGCUUCUCCCGGGGUCUGUACGGUGAAGCCAUCAUGCUGCUGAACAAGGCCAUAGAGAAACAGAGAGACGCAAGCGAGCUGUUUAUCAACAGAGGAGAUUGUUUUUUUAAGCAGUGUGAGUGGACUUUUGCACUGGCUGACUAUAAGCAAGCAGAAGAGAUGGACCCUGAAAACACAGAUAUCUGGCUACGACUUGCUGUUAUUCACAGUACACUGGGACUGCACAGCUAUAAAGACAAGAACUACCAGGAAGCAGCAGACAAGUUUUCUGUUGCUAUAAGGUACAACCCUGGUGAAGUUCAUUACUAUGAGAAACGAGCCAAAGCUUAUAGGAAAGUGGCCAAAAUGGAGGAGGCCAAGAUGGAUGCCAUCAGAGUCCUUAUCUUGGAGCCCACCAAUGAUCAGGUGGUCCCUUUGCUGUUGAGUCUGCUCCCAGGAUGCUCCUUGACAGAUAUUAUGUCCUGUGCCACUGCUCAGUCAGUCAAAACCCAGCUGAGGGCAAAGAUUCAGGCUUUCAAACUAGCAAUCUCCAAGGCAUCAAGAAUUGGCAGGAUGGCCCUUGUCAAAGAGGAGAGUCAGACACAAAAAUCCUCACAGAAGUUACAGGCUGAAGAUGGAUCAGAGCAGAUGAUGAAGCCAUGCGUCACUCAAAGAGAGGUGCAAUGCAAGCUAGUCAAGAGAAAACAACAGUUGAAUCAAGCUGUGAAAAGAGCCCUGCAGCAGAGGCAGCCCCUGCACUAUGACGGGCCCCGUCUGGCCCUUCUACACACCGUACCUGAAGAGCCUAGAGCUCAGGAACGGCCCUAUGCGUGGAGGAAAUUCGGGGGCUUCGGACUCAAUUGUUGAAGGCUCACUGGUAUGAAACCAUUGAUAGUAGUCUCAGCGACUCCGGUGAUGGAUUAAUCUAUAAUACCCCUCAUGCUUUGGGAUUUCGAUUUAAAAGAAUAUUUCAAACAUAAAAAUGUAGUCAUCUUUUAGUCCCUCUCUGAUCCUGUAUGCCAUUCUUUCUUCAAAAGAUUAUUUGAAGAACACUGGAGUCCCAGCGUUAGAGUCUGAACAUAAAAACAUUUUGUAAUACAGAUUUGGAAUGAGAUGAAUAUACGAAUUAUGUAUUAGAUUUCCUUGAAGGUUAGGGGUUGUUUUGGCAUUGUAUUUGAUUGAGUCAAUUCCUUGCUAUAGUGCUGUGAGAGUUGUUUUGUUCAUAGCAGCUGUUGCUUCUCAGAGGUCCUCAGCAGCUGGGGAAACAGCUGAGAAAGUGAGCGAGAAAAGAGAACAGUAUAAAAACACCACUGGCAGCUGAUCCCAGACUUUUAUCACAGACGUUUACACUCCCUUGCUAAUAGUGAAACACAUGUUUUCAGCCCCUAGAGGAGACAGCCCGAGAUUUUUGGGCACUGCAACAAUGGAACAAUCAGACGUCACUUUCUGACAUUUAUUGUCCUUGUGCAAAAAGAAAACAUACAUGAAAUAAAGACUUUAAUUUCUGUAACUGACCAUUUAGUCCAGUCUACUGUUAUGUAGACUGUGAAGAGGACAUUCUCUCAGCUGUGUGGUGAUUUAUAAUCUCCACUUGAUUUCCAUCUUAUCUUUGUAGACGAUGAAGUAACAUUAUACUCACAUUAGAGCUUAGUAUUUUAGAUGCUUUAUAUUGAUUUUAACACAGAUGAAAAUGAUGGAUAUGCUUACAGUCUUGACAGUGGCACAAAGUGUAUAAAGGUCCUAGAUAUGUGUCAUUUUUUUCCAGCUCACAGCUUUUAAAACUGUUUAAUGGAGUUUUUGUAUACUGACAGCUUUUUACUGUAAAUCAGGGUGGAAAAAGUACAAAAUAAAUAAUUAAUAUGCAAACGUCUUGUAGUGUA